CACGCCCCUGUGUUUAUGUGUACAGUAUACAAGAGACUAUAAUUCAUGGGGCAGCAGGUUUAUGCAUGCUAAAUAUUUUCUGCCUUCUAUUUACAAUAAUAUUUACAAACCGAUUGGGUGAACUAGACAUUUUUCGGUUUAGAUUAAUAUCCGUCUGUUGCCCAGACCGUGUGAUUGUUACCCUAACCGUUAACAUUCUGUACGCAUGCGCCCUGAUUUGGCAAGCGCUCUGGAAUCAGACCAAGAAAUUUAGAGUCGUGUUUUUCGUAAAAUUCGUGUAUUUUGUUCGUCCUUUGAUCCGCCAGAAAGGAGGUCACUUACAAAAUUCAUCUGAAUCUGCUCUCAAGUGUCGUGCCGAUUUGUUAAAGCUACUGGAGCACUUUGGCUAUGUUGGAGAUUUUACUGACGGUACCUUUUGGUAUAGCUUCACUUCUCUUACUUCUUUUGCUGUUCAGCAGGAGACGGAGAGAGGGAGAGCCUCCGCUGAUAAAAGGAUGGAUUCCAUUUCUGGGGAAAGCUCUGGAAUUCAGGAAAGAUUCCUAUCAAUUUUUACAACAGCUACAAAAGUGUCAUGGAGAUGUCUUCACUGUACUGAUUGCAGGUAAAUACAUGACAUUUGUGAUGAACCCACUCCUGUACCCAGCUGUCAUUAAGCAGGGAAAACAGCUGGACUUUCAUGAGUUUUCAGAUGCAGCAGCUUCCUCAACUUUUGGCUACCCUCCCACACGCACUGCAAGGUUCCCUGGCUUGAGUGACAAAAUUCAGAGAUCAUACCUGCUUCUUCAGGGCUCCACUCUCAACUCUCUCACUCACAAAAUGAUGGAAAACUUACAGAUUGUCUUACAAAAAGACUUCAUGCCUGGCCAUGCAGAAAGAAAAGAGUGUGAGUGGCAGCAGGAGGACCUAUAUAAGUUCUGUGAACGUGUGAUGUUUGAGGCAACAUUUCUGACACUAUAUGGACAACCCCCACACACAAACAUCGAUGCACAUUUGCAGAGGGAGAGUUGGAUAGAAGUGCUGCUGAAAAACUUUAGGAAGUUUGAUGCAAUGUUUCCUCUCUUAAUUGCCGGAAUACCCAUUGGUCUGCUGGGAAAAACUAAAUCUAUUCGGGAACAAAUAAUUAGGUUAUUCCAUCCUCAUAAAAUGGCAGAAUGGACCAGUCCAUCAGAGUUCAUACAGGCACGUUUGGAUCUUUUUGAACAGUAUGACACGCUCAAAGACCCGGACAAAGCAGCUCACCACUUUGCAAUCCUUUGGGCAUCAGUUGGGAACACUAUCUCAGCAGGCUUCUGGUGUCUAUACCACCUCCUCUCCAGCCCACAGGCAUUUUCAGUUGUGCGAGAGGAGAUUAUUGCCAUGUUUGGAGACAAGGAGCCUGAGUCCAUUCUUGGUCAGGACACACUGACUCAAGAGCAACUUGAGAAACAAAUUUACCUCGAGAGUGCUAUUAAUGAGAGUCUCCGUCUUUCUUCGAUCUCAAUGAAUAUCCGGGUAGUUCAGGACGAUUUUUGUCUUCAUCUGAACCCCCACUUCGCAGUUUGUGUGCGUAAAGGAGACAUCAUUGCUCUUUACCCCCAGAGUACACACUUGGACCCUGACAUCUACCCAAAUCCACAGGAGUAUCAUUUUGACCGAUUUGUGGAGAACGGGAAGCUGAAAACUGAAUUUUUCAAAGGCAGUCAGAGGGUUCGUUACUACCACAUGCCAUUUGGAUCAGGGGCUACUAUGUGUCCUGGACGAUUCUUUGCCAUUACUGAACUAAAGCAAUUUUUGUCUAUCAUAUUGCUGAUAUAUGACAUGCAGCUCACUGCUGGUCAACAGCAUGCCACAAUGGAUAAAAGCCGAGCAGGUCUGGGCAUAAUGCUUCCUGCAAAUCAUAUCUUCUUUAGAUAUAGGGUAAAAAAAAACACCAUGCAGAGACAGGGGCUGUAGAAAUGGGCUAUAUUAUAGGCAGUGGAGGUAGUGUGACAAUGAUAGCAGUCAUUACUCUUUCACUUGAUCAUUCCGCAAGUAACUUGGACAGUGUUAAGUCAGAGACCAAAAUGCUUGAUUUAGAGCAGUGGUUCUAUGCUUUAGGACCCAAAAUUUACAUUGGACAUUGCAGUGUUGGUAUAAUGAGGCUGUGCCAAGCUCUUGUAAAAAAAAAAAAAAACCACAACGUUUUGUUGAUUUGUAAAAAAUACAA
Molecule: messenger RNA, 2185 nt
Organism: Hemibagrus wyckioides
Lineage: Eukaryota; Metazoa; Chordata; Actinopteri; Siluriformes; Bagridae
Gene: cyp7b1
Product: cytochrome P450 7B1
Exons: 6
Coding region: 388-1932 (514 amino acids)
Biological process (GO): cholesterol homeostasis; bile acid biosynthetic process
Molecular function (GO): oxidoreductase activity, acting on paired donors, with incorporation or reduction of molecular oxygen; steroid hydroxylase activity; iron ion binding
Source: RefSeq, a predicted model, not a curated record